CCUUUAUUUCACAAGCAACAAAAACGACCACCGGAAAAAAUGUCAGGUGGCGUUGGCCCCAGUGAUAACAUAGUCUUGAGACAAGAAACUAAACAUAAACAAUCAGAACAACCACCCAUCAAAAAAUCCCCCCUCCGCCGUGGCAUCUUAUCCUUCCAACAACUCAACGCCCUUGCCCUCGUCGUCGUCCUCUCCGCCUCCGGCAUGGUCGCCAUGGAAGACCUCAUCUUCGUAGUCCUCUCUUUCUUCUACAUGUUCUUCUUGUCCAAGGUCGCAUUCCCAACCCUCUCUCCAUCCCACAACAAACCGGUGUUCGACGACGACAACCACCUCCUCAGCCUCUACUGCUUUCUGGGAGCGGUGGUGGGAUUGUUUCUGCCGGUGGCCUACAUAUUCGAAGGAAUUCUGGAAGGUGAUAAAGAAGGGAUCAAAGCAGCGACGCCACAUGUGUUCUUGUUAGGGAGCCAGCUGUUCUUGGAAGGGGUGGCGUUCUCGGAUCGGUUCUCGUUGCCGAUGAGGGCGUUGGUGCCGGUGGUGUAUAAUUCGACGAGGAUAUUCACGGUGAUGGAGUGGGUGAAAAGCGAGAUAUCGAAGGUGGAAGGUAGUGGAAGCUUCCGCGGGAGUCAUAGAAGGUUGAUAAUGGGAAGAGUGCUGGCGAUUGCGAACAUGGUGUAUUGGAGUUUUAAUCUGCUGGGAUUUUUGUUGCCGGUUUAUCUUCCGAGAGCUUUCAAGAGAUACUACUCGGACCCAAAAAUGUCAAAGAUUAAUUAAGAUUUGAUGGUGAAUCAUAUUAAUUAAGACUUUCAUUUCUAUACAUAUAUAAUUAAUCCCUUUUUGGACGUUUGAUAGUUAGGAUGUAUA
Messenger RNA from Cynara cardunculus var. scolymus (artichoke), 861 nucleotides. RefSeq lists its product as uncharacterized. The record is from RefSeq and is a predicted model, not a curated record. The transcript has a single exon. NCBI's taxonomy places the organism in Eukaryota, Viridiplantae, Streptophyta, Magnoliopsida, Asterales, Asteraceae. The coding region runs from base 40 to 771 and encodes 243 amino acids.